Molecule: messenger RNA, 2055 nt
Organism: Cyclopterus lumpus (lumpfish)
Lineage: Eukaryota; Metazoa; Chordata; Actinopteri; Perciformes; Cyclopteridae
Gene: napgb
Product: N-ethylmaleimide-sensitive factor attachment protein, gamma b
Exons: 12
Coding region: 151-1086 (311 amino acids)
Biological process (GO): intracellular protein transport
Cellular component (GO): vacuolar membrane; SNARE complex
Molecular function (GO): syntaxin binding; soluble NSF attachment protein activity
Source: RefSeq, a predicted model, not a curated record
UUUUUUGUACUCGGCGGCACCCGUAGCCUGCGACAUUGGAUGACGUUGCGCCCGAAGAAGAGUAUCUUGGUAAUCCAAACAUCAUCGACGAAGCAACAUUCAUUGUAAAAUAUCGGUAACAAAUUGUACCCCAUCGAGUUAACUAACAGUAUGGCUGCUCAGAAGAUAAACGAAGCUCAUGAGCACAUAGCGAAAGCUGAAAAAUGCUUAAAGACAGGUCUGACUAAGUGGAAGCCGGAUUUUGACAGUGCUGCGUCAGAAUACGCCAAAGCAGCUGUGUGCUUCAAGAAUGCGAAGCAGUUUGACCAAGCAAAAGAUGCUUACCUGAAGGAGGCUGAAUAUCACACGGAAAACAAGACGCUGUUCCAUGCUGCAAAGGCUAUUGAACAGGCUGGUAUGAUGCUGAAGGAACAAAAGAAGAUGCCAGAGGCUAUCCAGUACAUAGAGAAAGCCUGUAUGAUGUACAUGGAGAAUGGGACUCCUGACACGGCUGCCAUGGCUCUGGAUCGGGCUGGAAAACUGAUAGAGCCGUUAAACCUGGAGAAAGCUGUGGACCUGUAUCAGAAGGCAGCUGGCGUGUUUGAGAAUGAGGACCGCCUGCGCCAGGCAGUUGAACUGCUGGGGAAAGCCUCUAGACUCCUGGUCAGGUUAAGAAGGUUGGAUGAAGCAACAGUCGCUCUGCAGAAAGAGAAGAACAUGUACAAAGAGAUUGAGAACUUCCCCAUGUGCUUCAAGAAAACAACUGCUCAAGUACUGGUUCAUCUUCAUAGAGGGGACUAUGUAGCAGCUGAUAAAUGUGUCAGAGAAAGUUACAGCCUGCCUGGGUACAGUGGAAGCGAAGAUUCCAUUGCCAUGGAAACGCUACUGCAGGGCUACGACGAGCAAGACGAGGACCAGGUCCACCGUGUGUGCAGCUCACCUUUACUGAAGUACAUGGACAAUGACUAUGCUAAGCUAGCCAUUUCCUUGAGGGUACCUGGAGGAGGAGCAAAGAAGAAGAAGGCUGCUGUUGCUCCACAAGGCGGUGCUGGUGGUGCGCCAGCUGCCGCUGAGGAUGAGGAUGAUUAUGAGGGAGGGCUGUGUUAGCCUUCAGCCUCCAGAGGGCCGACUCAUCAGCUGCUCCUUCACUACACCCUCUGUGUAAGAGUUAAAAACCUUGAAAAAUCCUUUCAGCUCUGAGGCCCAGGUGUGUGGCUGUUUAAUCUUUAUUGUGCAAGAAACAAGAAACAAGAAAAAGCAAAUACAAAAAAAAAAAAAGUUGCUGCUGCAGAAGGGUCGACCAAAGUAUAAGCAGCUUUUAAAAUUGUUUCUUUGAGGUGGAUCCUCGUGUAAUGUAUGAAACAUGUUGUAUGUAAAUGUUCAAUUAUUUCCCGUCUCUGAAGCUGUACAUUUUGCUCUUAUUGUUUGUGAGUCUUCAGAUUACUAUAGGUAUAUUAAAAUCAGAAAUGCUCUGAGUUGAUCAGUGUAUAGGUGUUUAUUUGUACAGUUAAAUUAUUCAGUAUUCAUGGCCGUAGCCUGUUGAAAAUGUUACUGGAACAAUAUGCAAAUCGGUUUGUUAAUGCAUGUUUGCAAUAAUAAAAUAAUAAUAGUAAAUCAAAGAUUUGCGAAUAAGGUUAAAAAUGAUUGACUCUUCAGCAUUAGUGCUUAUUGAAGUUAUUGAAGACAAUUUAAAUAACAGUACAGUUCCUGAUGGUGCAGCUUGUUGGCCAUUUCACACUGGUGUGUGUGUGUGUUCUCUUCCAAAUAAUCAUGGCUUUGUCUUUAUUUCCAAUUUCCACAAUCCUCGAAUUUAAUGGACUAAAAUGUGAAAAUGUGAUGCUUUCAAUACUUUUUCUCCAAUGAUUUUGUGUAAUUGUGAUUUAGCUUAUUGCUCACUAUUAAGGACACAAUUUACAUGCCAAUUAAAAUUAUUCUGAUACUAUAUAACUAAAAAGGUGAUAAAGGGACUGUUUACAUUUUUUUAUUUGUGCUGUUGUUGCCCACUACUUCUAUAUUCUUCAAAAGCAUAUCGCCAAACUUUGCACAUGGAUCAAUAAACAUUUCCAUCGUGUGGCA